AUGGCCAACGCAAAUAUCGGUCUAUAUGCCGAUGAAAAUGCUACUUUCCGAGUCCGCCGAGGUCUUGAAUUCCCUGUGCCCGGGGAUGGAGAACUCAUAAUCGAGACACAGUUCUCGGGGGUAAAUCCGGCUGAUGUCAAACAUGCCACUCAACUAGGCAUUUACCCGGCUGUACUGGGUUACGACUUCUGCGGGAAAGUGCUCCGGGCACCGCCCCAGUCGUCCUUUGUCCCAGGUGACACUGUUGCCGGAUAUACUCCUACCGGUCUCAACCGACCAGCUGGAUAUGGGACCCAUCAGCGAUACUUGGUCUGUCCCGAAGAGAUGGCAUUUCAUGUUCCUGCAAACCUUCCGCUGCAGCAUGCGGCAUGCCUUGGCGUUGUGGCUAUGACAGCUGCUGAUACGCUCUAUAACAUUUUCAAGUUUCCUCCGCCAGACAACGGAGACACUAGGAAGAUAAGAGAACCAGUGUUGAUCUGGGGCGCAUCCAGCAGUGUUGGUCUCUGCGCAGUGCAGCUCGCCCGGGCCAGCGGUAUUUAUCCGAUCUUCGUCACUGCAUCCCCACAAAGACACCAACUUCUUUUGGAACUCGGAGCAACGCAGUGCUUUGAUUAUCGAUCUGCCGAUGUGGCUUCGCAAAUAGAGUCGGCGGUCGAGGAAGGACACUGGGAUCCUAUAGGUUAUGCUUUCGACGCGGUUGGAAGUUACACAGGAACCGGCUCAGCAAACCUUAUGGCAGAGUGCGUUUCGGAAAAGGCAAAUCUUGUCUCUGUUGUUGUCCAGCGUGAUCCUCGGUUCAAGAUGCCCUUUGCUACACCAAACCGUGACUCUACUAUUCGGGUUCAUGGGGCUCCUCAUCCUAUUACGAUUCCAGCUCGACCGUCUGAUUAUGUCCGUGCAUGGAAGGCUCUACAAUGGGCGGUUGCGAACUACGGUGCGGUAUUCCGAUUCCCAUCUGUAGAUGUGGUUAAGGGGACAGCCGAAACUGCACUCGAACAGGUGCAAGCUGUGGGUGAUGGUGCACGAGGGUUUGGGAAGCUGGUCCUUGAGCAUCCUUUGCUGUAGGGAUAUAAAGGUGGGACAUUCCAUGGAUGGAAUAGAUCCCUUGCCAUGUGCCUCACGGUAUCUAUUGCAGGCAAAUUACAGUUGGGGCAGAUAUUGCAGAAGGUAU
This is a messenger RNA of Aspergillus pseudotamarii, 1171 nucleotides long. Its product is annotated as zinc-binding alcohol dehydrogenase family protein. NCBI's taxonomy places the organism in Eukaryota, Fungi, Ascomycota, Eurotiomycetes, Eurotiales, Aspergillaceae. The coding region runs from base 1 to 1065 and encodes 354 amino acids. The transcript has a single exon. Gene Ontology annotation, molecular function: oxidoreductase activity, acting on NAD(P)H. The record is from RefSeq and is a predicted model, not a curated record.